AAGAAUAACUGAAAACAUAAUCAAAUGUGGUAUAUCAAGAUAUAUAUCGUUAUCGUGAUAUAUGAUUUUUCCCAUAUCGCCCAGCACUAGUUUUCAAAGUAAAAACUCUCCAGACAAUCAACAUUUUUAUGUAGAGAAACAGCUAAAAUUGACUCAAUCAGCUGCAGACUGAAGCUGCUGGGGGUUCAGGGUAAACUGUGGAACUAGAAUCCGGAUCAGCAGGUUUAUUGUCCAACUCAAGCUGUGGACUGGAAUAUGUAUCGGUCCGGAGUGGGCGUCGUUUACCCUCGGCGUCUUCAUGUGUCAGAGCUGCUCGGGGUUCCACCGCAACAUCCCUCACAUCAGCCGGGUCAAAUCUGUCCUCCUGGACCCCUGGGAGGCGUCAGAGGUCGAGUUCAUGGCCUCCAACGGCAACAGCGCUGCCAAAGCCAAGUAUGAACAGAAGGUGCCGGCGUUCUAUUACUGCCCGACACAAACAGACUGCCAGCUGCUCCGAGAACAGUGGAUCCGAGCCAGAUACGAGCGGAACGAGUUUAUCUACGUGGAGAGACAGGAGCCGUACUCAGCAGGCUACAGGGAAGGCUUUCUGUGGAAACGAGGGCGAGACAACGGCCAGUUCCUCAGCCGAAAAUUCAUCCUGUCUGAGAGAGAGGGAGCGCUGAAGUACUUCAACAAGCAUGACGCGAGGGAGCCCAAAGCCUUGAUGAAGAUCCACACCAUUAAUGCCACCUUCCAGCCAGCGAAGAUUGGCAACCCUCACGGACUCCAGAUAACCUACCUGAAGGACAACAGCACCAGGAACAUCUUCGUUUAUCACGAGGACGGCAAAGAAAUGGUGGACUGGUUCAACGCUAUCCGAGCUGCUCGAUUUCAUUACUUACAGGUGGCUUUUCCAGGAGCACAUGAUGUCGAUCUGGUGUCUAAACUGACGAGGAACUACAUUAAGGAGGGCUACAUGGAGAAGACGGGCCCAAAGCACACGGAGGGGUUUAAGAAGCGCUGGUUUACUCUGGAUGAUCGGAGACUCAUGUACUUCAAAGAUCCUCUGGACGCGUACGCCCGGGGCGAGGUGUUCAUCGGCAGUAAGGAGAACGGGUACACGGUGGUACCCGGCCUGCCCCCCUCCACCCAGGGCUACCACUGGCAGUUCGGGAUCAUCAUCGUGACGCCGGACAGGAAGUUCCUGUUUGCGUGUGAGACGGAGGAGGAGCAGAAGGAGUGGAUCGCCAUGUUUCAGAGCGCCGUCAACAGACCCAUGUUACCUCAGGAAUACGCAGUCGAGGCUCACUUCAAGCAUAAGCCGUGAUCCCGGCUGGGGGAAGGACAGAGCUCUGUACCGGUGGAGAACACAGAGCAUCUACGGCAGCCCUCAGGGGACACACAACACCCGAGCCUGGCACAGCGGGCACAGCGAGAGACCCCGCAGGCCCAGAACACCCGCCCGUGCCGCCUGUGCGAGCGUGCCAGCUCUGUGCUUUAAAAUACUGUUCACAACACAUCAACACGUCCACCCAGCCGUCUCUCUCUCUCUGCGUCAUCCAGUGCAUCCUCACCUAAACCUCCCCCCCCCCCCCCCCCCCCACCCCAUCUCUAAACUCGCCCGGGCGGAGGGGGCGCGCGAGAGGAGGACUUUUAAUAAAGGGAGAUAGAUAGAUAGAGUUGGCGCAGGUCAGUGGAAUGUAUCGCUGCUGUUUGGCACUUUGACCCGAGAAUGUACGACUCCUUAAAGCAGCCCUAUAACCUGAGAGAAAGAGAGAGAGAGAGAGAGACAAAUAGAGAGAGAGAGACAAAGAGAGAGAGAGAGAGAGAGAGAGAGAGACGGGCGUAACUACCAGGUACCUGUGUCGAACGUAACUCCUGUUAUUUAUUCAUUUAUUUAUUCGUCUGAUUGUUUACUGUGACGAGCUGGGAGAGUCAGGUGUACGUGUGUGUGUAAGAGUGAUGGAAGUGAGGACAUGUUACGUUACUUUUACAUUUACGUUUAUAUUUAUGUUUAUGUUUAUCCGUGGCCAUGUAAUCAAUCAGCUAUAAAUACACUUCAGAAGAUCGCAGAGCUUUAAGUAUAUUCCAUGCAUAAAUAAAUACAUAAAAAAAAUAGUAAUAAUAAUAAAGAAAAAAGAAAAACUUUU
This is a messenger RNA of Astyanax mexicanus (Mexican tetra), 2129 nucleotides long. RefSeq names its product arf-GAP with dual PH domain-containing protein 1. The transcript has 11 exons. Gene Ontology annotation, molecular function: phosphatidylinositol bisphosphate binding; GTPase activator activity. The record is from RefSeq and is a predicted model, not a curated record. NCBI's taxonomy places the organism in Eukaryota, Metazoa, Chordata, Actinopteri, Characiformes, Acestrorhamphidae. Gene Ontology annotation, cellular component: plasma membrane; intracellular membrane-bounded organelle. Gene Ontology annotation, biological process: positive regulation of GTPase activity. Bases 299 to 1306 code for a protein of 335 amino acids.